AUGAAGUUUGGUCACCACUUAAAAACUUCUCUGUAUCCAGAAUGGACUUACUACUACUUGGCUUACGACGAGCUUAAACAUGAGUUAAAAACUCGAACCCGUGGUGGAUAUUGGAGUGAAGACGACGAGAAAUCUUAUUUUGAGCUACUUGAAAAGGAACUCGAUAAAGUUUAUAAUUUCCAGACUGUAAAGUCCGGGGAAAUAAACAGGAGAAUUCAGCAUAGUGAGAAAGUCAUAAAUGACGUCACGGAAACAAAGAGUGCGAAAGAAGAAGAUUAUCUUGAAAUCGAAGAAGAACUUUCAAAUAUAAUCGCGGACGUUCAUGACCUUGCCAAGUUCACUCGGUUGAACUAUUCAGGUUUCCUGAAAAUUAUCAAGAAGCAUGAUAAACAAACCAAAUGGAUUUUAAAACCUAUGUUUAUGGUUCGAUUGAAUGCCAAACCUUUUUAUAAGGAAAAUUAUGAUGCGUUGAUCGUUAAAUUAUCGCGUCUCUAUGACAUUGUUCGUACUCGUGGCAAUCCAGUUAAGGGUAACUCUUCUGCCGGCGGUCAACAACAAAAUUUUGUUCGCAAUACCACAAAAUAUUGGGUUCACCAGGAUAAUAUUACGGAACUCAAACUUUUGAUUCUGAAACAUCUUCCCGUGUUGGUAUUUAAUCCUAAUAAAGAGUUCGAGUCUGCGGAUUCGGCCAUCUCCUCAAUAUAUUUUGAUAACGAAAAUUUUGACCUUUAUCUUGGUCGAUUGGAAAAGACUGAAGGAGCCGAAGCGAUUCGUUUAAGGUGGUAUGGAGGAAUGGAUAAUAGAGAAAUCUUUGUUGAACGUAAAACACAUCGCGAAGAUUGGACCGGUGAAAAAUCGGUAAAAGCGCGUUUCCCCAUUAAGGAGAAAUACGUAAAUAGAUACCUUCAAGGGCAUUAUACUAUGGAUGAAACAUUUAAAAAAUUAAAACAAAAGGGAAAGGGUGACAAGGAAAUUGAUGGUCUCAUUCAACUCGCUAAUGAAGUGCAAUAUCGUGUGCUCACUAAAAAACUAAAACCAGCGGUUCGAACUUUCUAUAACCGUACGGCUUUUCAAUUGCCGGGUGACGCACGUGUUCGUAUAUCACUCGAUACUGAAUUAUCUAUGAUACGGGAAGAUAAUUUCGAAAAUAAUCCAAGACUUCGUUCUGGUGAUAACUGGCGUAGAAUGGAUAUCGGAAUAGAUUAUCCAUUUUCACAGUUACCUGAAGAGGAUAUUGAGAGGUUCCCUUAUGCUAUUCUGGAAGUUAAAUUGCAAACUCAAUUUGGGCAAGAGCCGCCGGAAUGGGUUAAAGAAUUAGUACAGAGUCAUUUGGUUGAGGGUGUUCCUAAAUUCUCAAAAUUUGUUCAUGGAGUUGCCACUCUUAUGGAGAAUCGUCGAAUUCAGUUAUUACCCUUCUGGCUUCCACAAAUGGAUAUUGAUAUUCGCAAACCACCAAGCAAGUUCCGCCUUCAACGCCCUACCGCCAGAACACCAUUACUUGCACGAGCUGAUUCUUCAAGUCAUGGUACUCGAUCACGUAAUGCACAACAAAUUUCCUCACUUGAAGAACUUGAAGAAUAUUUAGCAGCAACUACACCAGCUGGAAAGGUUCCUAUAACUUACCAAGGAAAGAGAAUCGCGAUUCCCGUUCGCGUAGAACCUAAAGUUUAUUUUGCCAAUGAAAGAACUUUCUUAUCAUGGCUAAAUUUUACGGUAGUUUUGGGUGGUCUUGCAGUCGGAUUAUUGAACUUUGGUGAUAAAAUUUCCAUAACUGCAGCAUCUAUGUUCACUGCCGUUGCAAUGAUGGUGAUGUUAUAUUCUCUUGGAACUUACCUUUGGCGUGCAAAAAAAAUCAGAAACAAAGAACCUGGACCAUACGAUGAUCAAUAUGGACCCACAUUUCUCUGUGGGAUACUGUUAAUUGCUGUAGUUGUCAACUUUUGGUUGAGAUUGUUGGAAGAUUCUUCCUGA
Funneliformis mosseae is the source of this 1971-nucleotide messenger RNA. The record is from the annotation of a GenBank genome assembly. Lineage: Eukaryota; Fungi; Glomeromycota; Glomeromycetes; Glomerales; Glomeraceae.